AUGAACGCGGCCAAACUUGAGUUAUACGACCAUCAUGCGGGAAAUGAGGGCGAGGCCAAUGGCGCGUCCACCCAUCUACCGCCGUCCUCCAAUUCGCCAUCCGACUAUGACUCCGGCGGAGACGACGACCUCGAUGGCUCUCUUAGUAGGAAGCGCAAAAGGGUCUCCAGGCCUAUGAAUGUCACCUGCGAAGCCUGUAAGCAAAGAAAGGUGAAAUGCGAUCGCCAACAGCCCGCUUGCGGCUGGUGUACUCGGAACGACCAUCCAUGUGAAUACAGGGAGCGCAAGAAGCCUGGCCUCCGGGCUGGCUACGGGAGGGAGCUCGAAGGCAGACUUGAUCGCCUCGAGGCCUUGCUGGAAGAGCAGGGUCGGCAGUUAGCGGCCCACCUUGCAGAAUCAUGCUCCAUAUCUGGGGUGACGACCGCGGCCAGCAACAGAAGCAAUGCACAAGGCGUCGGGCCAGAGACCGCACGGCCACAAGCCUCCUACGACGCUCCAGGUAUCAGCGUUCCAGGCGAGCUUCAACAACAAAUCAUCGACCCUAGUCUGCGUCCACCGGGCUCGCGACAUGGAUCUUUGCAAUAUCAACAGAGUGUUGCAGACCAGCAAAUGGCUCAACAGAGCCACUAUACACCCUCCUCGCAUUCGCAUGCGGCACUUACCUCUCCUCAUUCUACCACCGGAUACCCUGCGACUCAGGUGUUCAAUGAGUACUCGGCCAUGCUGCCUCCAUACGACCUUCUCUAUUCCCUUGUCGACCUCUAUUUCAAACACAUCAAUAUAUGGCUCCCCUUGCUGGACCGGAAGACCACACUUGACACUCUCUUUGGCGCUUCAACGCUGGAUGAAGCCGACAGAGUGCUCCUGCACGCCAUCGUCGCGACAACUUUGCGCUUCUCGCAGGAUCUUCGAUUGACUCCGGAAGCUCGCCAGCACUAUCACGACACCUCCAAACAACGGGUCCAGUUAUUCGGCCUGGAGAAUUCAAACGUCCGAGCUUUGCAGGCACUGGUCAUUCUGGCAUUGGAUGUGACCGGCACGACCAAUGGCCCGCCAGCCUGGAAUCUCCUCGCGCUCAUUAGCAGAAGUAUGGUCCAACUCGGACUGGCCGUGGAGUCAGGCUCAGUACUGGCCACGCCCAUGUAUCCCUCAAUUGCCACCCUCCGAGCUUCCGUCCUGCCCGAACCAAAGUCUUGGAUUGAAGACGAAGAACGACGCAGGCUGUUCUGGGCCGUUUACUUGCUGGACCGAUACGCCACCAUUGCCACCGCCUUUGAAUUCGCGCUUGACGAGAAGGAGGUCGACCGUCGUCUGCCUUGCCGGGACGACCUAUUUGCGGCGAAUAAGCCUGUCGAGACCAGGUGGUUUCGGCCGCCAGAACACCCGCGCUAUGCUACAGGGAUGGCGGUCGGCGACACGCAUGGUUACUUCUCGUAUCAUUGUGAACUCAUGGCUAUUCUGGGUCGGAUCCACCAGUUCCUGAAGCGGCCAGUCGACAUUGGGUCGUUGCCCGACGUCGAGCAGUGGCAGGGCUCAUACCGUGCGCUCGACAGUGAUCUCAACGCAUGGCACUUUAGUCUGCCUGACGACUUUGCCAACAUAACCCGGCUGCUCAAAUCAAACGUGCCCGCUAAAAAUACAAACUGUGGCUGGAUCAUGCUGCAUGCGGCGUACUGCCUGACUGUCAUUCGCCUGAACUCGUCGGCGGCGUACCCCAGCCAGACUUCGCCCAUCUUUUGCUCAUCCUACAGCGCCAUGCAGAGGUGUUUGUCUGCAGUGGAGAACUUGCGUAAGCUCUGUCGCUUCGUCAAGCUCAGUGGUCUCCUCGACAAAGUUGGGCCCCCUUUUGCCUUUGCGAUUUGGGUGGGCGCUCGGGUUAUGCUCGUUCACGGAUCGACCAUGGAUCACGAGGUGGAUCCCGACAUUGACUUCUUCGUCACGGCCCUAUCCGAGAUGGGCGAGAAUUGGCUAGUUGCCAGACGCUCCAGCGAAAUCCUGAGCCGGGUGCUGGGAGAGUAUCGACAGUCGCACCGGGCCACCGGGGUGACAGGGGAGAGAGUGACUCCAUCGACGGUGAAAAUCCUUGCCGACAUGCGCCGAUGUGCGUAUGAUCUUGACUUUUUAAUAUCUCGCCAGCCGCAUGCUGCGGCAGUCAAAUCAUACCACCCGACACGUGCGAACACUCCCGCCCCCAACGAGCUCGAGUAUCUUGACGUCUUUGAUCUCUUCAACUUUCCACGCAUACCAAUGACUCAGGAAGGAGUGGAAAACGGGAAUGCGCAGGCUAUGGGCCAAGCGGCUCCACCGGAUCUCUCAGCCAUGAACGCUGCUAUGAUCCCGAAUUUUGCAGUGCCAAAUCCCGAAGCUGAUUGGCUUUACCAUACAAACUAG
Molecule: messenger RNA, 2391 nt
Organism: Cladophialophora carrionii CBS 160.54
Lineage: Eukaryota; Fungi; Ascomycota; Eurotiomycetes; Chaetothyriales; Herpotrichiellaceae
Exons: 6
Coding region: 1-2391 (796 amino acids)
Biological process (GO): regulation of DNA-templated transcription; DNA-templated transcription
Cellular component (GO): nucleus
Molecular function (GO): zinc ion binding; DNA binding; DNA-binding transcription factor activity, RNA polymerase II-specific
Source: RefSeq, a predicted model, not a curated record